Caenorhabditis briggsae is the source of this 366-nucleotide messenger RNA. Bases 1 to 366 code for a protein of 121 amino acids. The record is from RefSeq and is a predicted model, not a curated record. NCBI's taxonomy places the organism in Eukaryota, Metazoa, Nematoda, Chromadorea, Rhabditida, Rhabditidae. The transcript has 2 exons.
AUGAGAGAACAUCCAGCUGCCUUCAAAUACCUCAGUGAUCCAGCACGUGCCGAGCGACUUAUGGAGGCUGUUGAAAUUCUCCAUCGGAACGCUCGACAAGAGCUUCGAGAGCUGCACGAGAGAAUGGAGGCUCUGAACAGACGUCAGGAGCGCCUCAGAAUACUUGCACAACAAAUUGACGAAUUCAAUAACAACGCCAACACGGACACCACCGAGCAGCAAAUUCGUCAGGAGAUGAUGAACCUCAAUCUUGAUGUUGGUCGUGGCGCUGUUCAGCACGUUGAAGAGCCAGUGGUUGAGGAGAUGGAGCACAAUGACCAAGUAAUGGAGGAGAGGACAGAAGAGGAGAAGCAAACCAAUAAUUAA